Messenger RNA from Python bivittatus (Burmese python), 1635 nucleotides. It is a transcript of the gene EIF4E, whose product is annotated as eukaryotic translation initiation factor 4E. Lineage: Eukaryota; Metazoa; Chordata; Lepidosauria; Squamata; Pythonidae. Gene Ontology annotation, cellular component: cytoplasm; eukaryotic translation initiation factor 4F complex. The record is from RefSeq and is a predicted model, not a curated record. Gene Ontology annotation, molecular function: RNA 7-methylguanosine cap binding; translation initiation factor activity. Gene Ontology annotation, biological process: translational initiation.
UCCCCUUUUACCUCUCCCCUCCCCUCAGCGCUUGUGCGAUCAGAGCGAUCUAAGAUGGCGACGGUGGAACCGGAAACCAUUUCUAACCCUCAGACUUCAGAAGAAGAGAAAACUGAGACAUCAGCAACUCAGGAGAUAGUGAGUCCUGAAACAUACGUUAAGCAUCCAUUACAAAACAGGUGGGCACUCUGGUUCUUUAAAAAUGACAAAAGUAAAACUUGGCAAGCAAAUCUUCGCCUGAUCUCAAAGUUUGAUACUGUUGAAGAUUUUUGGGCGUUGUAUAACCAUAUCCAGCUCUCUAGUAAUUUAAUGCCUGGUUGCGAUUACUCACUCUUUAAGGAUGGUAUUGAACCCAUGUGGGAAGAUGAGAAGAAUAAACGGGGAGGGCGAUGGCUAAUUACACUAAACAAGCAGCAGAGACGAAGUGAUCUUGAUCGCUUCUGGCUAGAGACACUGCUGUGCCUUAUUGGAGAAUCUUUUGAUGACUACAGCGAUGAUGUAUGUGGAGCUGUUGUUAAUGUUAGAACCAAGGGGGAUAAAAUAGCAAUAUGGACUACUGAAUGUGAAAACAGAGAUGCUGUUACACAUAUAGGGAGAGUAUACAAGGAAAGGUUAGGACUUCCUCAAAAGAUAGUGAUUGGUUAUCAGUCCCAUGCUGACACAGCUACUAAAAGUGGCUCUACCACUAAAAAUAGGUUUGUUGUUUAAGAAGACACCUUCAAAGUAUUUCAUAGGAGACUGCGUCAAGCAAUCGAGAUUUGGGAGCUGAACCAAAGCCUCUAUAAAAGCAGAGUGGACUGCAUUUAAAUCUGAUUUCCAUCUAAAUGUUCUAAAUUUGUGAAACUCUCAUUUGCUUUGUCUUGUACUUCUGUUUUCUCCCCCCCCACCCCAUUUUUUGGCUAAAGGUAACCUUUUCCAAUCAAAGAAUUUCAGUGCAACGUUUGUCCCUCAAAUCCAUAUACAUCUCCCUAACCCAUUCUCUGAUGCUUCUUAAGAAAGUAACUAUUAUAUUAAAAAAAUCCUGAAAACAGUGCCAUUUCUACAGGGGAAUAAACUACUACUUUUUUCAUCUUUGCAUUGUAUGCAAUAACAUGUUUUGCUGGUUUGAAAGAAGAGUAUGACGCAUACAUUUUUCUAGCAAAUCUUUCUUUAUACGGCAUGGUCAUUGCUGUAAUUGAUGCUGAUGGCUGCUAGAUUUAAUUUAUUUGUUUCCCUUUCUGAUAACAUUAGUGAUAUUCUGAUUUCAGUUCUUGCUCAUGUAACAUUGGUGAAGGAUCUGGGAAUAUGACAAAAGGUUUAAUAAACAUUAAUUUUGUGCAUUCUAUGGUAAUUAUUUUGUAAUAUCAAAGCUUUGCUACAAAUUUCAUGCAUUUCAAGUCAAAUCAGUGAUGUUUGUGUGAUUUCCUGAACAUAAUUGUGGAUUUUUAAAAAAAUGUUAACACCAGAAUUACAUUCCUUACUAGAAAUAGUAUUCCUGUUUUUUGUAUCUUAUGCUGUAUUUUAACACUUUGUAUUCCUUAGGUUAAAUUUUGCUUUGGUUUAAGUACGGCUCAAAUAGAAAAGCAGUCCCAUUCAUAUUAAGACAGUGUACAAAACUGUAAAUAAAAUGUGUACAGUGAAUUGUCUUUUAGACAA